CUACGGGACAUCACAAAGUUUUAGCAAAACUUGAUAAUCUUCCUAAUGAUGUUACGCAACUUUAUUUAAUCUUGAGUUCAUGGAAGUCUCCAAAAAUUAGUCAUUUUCGGAAACCAAGCUUUAAAUUAUAUGAUGAAAUGAAUCCUUAUAAACAAUUGUGUAAGUACAACUUACAUGAAGCUGGCAAUUCACAAGCCGUUAUAAUGUGUCUUAUUAAUAGAUCACAUAAUGGCAAUUGGAAUGUAAUUGAAGUAGGCAAGUUAUCCAAUGGGAAUGCUAAAGACUAUGGACCAAUUAUAAGCAAUAUAA
Dentiscutata heterogama is the source of this 309-nucleotide messenger RNA. NCBI's taxonomy places the organism in Eukaryota, Fungi, Glomeromycota, Glomeromycetes, Diversisporales, Gigasporaceae. The record is from the annotation of a GenBank genome assembly.